AUUUUAAAAACAACAAUAACUAUAUAAAGGUGACCUCAUGUUUGAAAAAGUCACUCUGUUCAAUACAUCCAUAACUGCCAAUACACAUAAGAAGAUAUAAAAAUGAACAAAUACGGAAUGUUAGUUCUUGCUGCCGUUUUGGCCACAGUAUAUGCUGGCGCUAUUAAAGGUACUACCGACGAAGAAAGGGCGGAGUAUAAUGUCGUGCAUAAAGCUUGUCAAGAUGAUCCAAAGACAUUUGCUGAUGAAGGUCUUGUUCAGAAACUGUUCGAAGGCAUUUUCACCGAAGAUCAACAGCUGAAAGUACAUAUGGUUUGUAUGUACAAAGGUUUCCAUCUUAUGAAGCAUAACGGAAAACUGAACAGAGAUGUUCUGAAGAGAAAGUGGGCAGAACAUGCAAGUGGACCUCUUUUGCAUAAACUUGAUCAUUGUCUGGUAGAAAAGAGUACACCCGAGGAAACUUCUUGGGAACUAAUGAAAUGCCAACAUAACAUUGGAGUUUCUCUUUAUGGAAGAUAAUUUAUUGGUUAUGUUUUUAAAGUCUGAAAUAUACACUUGCUUCAAUAA
Aethina tumida (small hive beetle) is the source of this 567-nucleotide messenger RNA. RefSeq lists its product as uncharacterized. Gene Ontology annotation, molecular function: odorant binding. The coding region runs from base 103 to 519 and encodes 138 amino acids. NCBI's taxonomy places the organism in Eukaryota, Metazoa, Arthropoda, Insecta, Coleoptera, Nitidulidae. The transcript is spliced from 2 exons. The record is from RefSeq and is a predicted model, not a curated record.